GAAAACAGAGAAACGGUGUAUGUUUUCGUAUGGUUAGGGCAUAAAUUCACACACGCACUCGACAGCCGCUCAUCGUCAGUUCCGUCUCCUUCUCUCUGCUUACGGACCUGCGUACAUCUCUUGUUCGUCACCGUAGUCUGCUCGUACUACUGCGCCGAGUUUAAGAUACAAUCAAUCACCUAUUUACAAUGGGAGAUAGUGAAACAGUUGUUGCUCAAUCAUCAGCUAUCCAGGAGCAUCCAUCAACUACAGUUAAUGGAGAUACCAUGGAUGUAGACAAUGCCAUUCCUCAUGAUGAUGAUCGAGGUUCUGCUGGAAGAUCAAAGGCUACAGAUGUCAAUUUCAGCAAUGAGGCUCCAUCUUCAACUACACAAGAUGUUAGUGAGAAUCCUGCAAGUAUUGCCAACACAUCUGUAGAUUCAUCUCAUGUUCCUGCUUACCAUUCUUCGGUGAAUGGAAAUGACUCCAGUGAUGCAAAAACUUUGGGUAUAAGUGAAAAUGGUGUUGGUUCAUAUGAUGAGCAUAAUUCUGCAUCUGCAAAUCAACCACAUGAUGGUGUUUCUGCCAUUGCUGCAUUGUCUCCUGAAGAAGAACGGUUGUGGAGCAUAGUAAAUACUAAUUCAUUGGACUUCACUGCCUGGACUGCUCUUAUAGAAGAGAUUGAAAAAACAGCUGAGGAUAACAUUUUGAAGAUUCGAAAAGUUUAUGAUACCUUUUUAGCCGAAUUUCCCUUGUGUUAUGGUUAUUGGAAAAAGUAUGCUGAUCACGAGGCACGCCUAGGAUUUUUGGACAAAGUUGUUGAGGUUUAUGAACGAGCAGUUCAUGGGGUAACAUAUUCUGUAGAUAUGUGGUUGCACUAUUGUGUUUUUGCCAUUCAUACUUAUGGAGAUCCUGACACAGUACGGAGGCUGUUUGAACGGGGACUAGCUUAUGUUGGAACUGAUUACCUGUCUUUUCCUUUAUGGGAUAAAUACAUCGAAUAUGAGUAUCAACAGCAGCAGUGGUCCAAUCUUGCUAUGAUAUACACACGGAUAUUGGAGCAUCCUAAUCAGCAAUUGGACCGCUAUUAUAACAGCUUGAGGGAAUUAAUAGCAAGUCGCCCUUUAUCUGAACUGAAAACCCCUGAGGAAGUUGCAGCUGCAACAAAUUCUAAAGAGGAAGCAACGAUUGAAGAAAGUGAAGGGGAAGUUCAUCCAGAUACAGUGGAGAAAGAGAAACCUUCUAAACCUGUAAGUGAAGAAGCUGAAGAGGUGGAGUCUUAUAUCGCCAUUAGAGAAGAGCUGUACAAGAAGGCUAAAGAAUUUGAUUCCAAGAUUAUUGAUUUUGAGACUGGUAUCAGAAGACCCUACUUUCAUGUCCGACCACUUAAUGUGACAGAGCUCGAAAACUGGCAUAAUUAUCUUGAUUUUAUGGAAGGAGGAGAUGACUUCAAUAAGGUUUUCAAGUUAUAUGAAAGAUGUCUUAUCGCGUGUGCAAAUUAUCCUGAGUUUUGGAUACGAUACGUUUUGUGUAUGGAAGCCAGUGGGAGUAUGGAUCUUGCUGAAAAUGCACUUGCUCGUGCCACACAGGUGUUUGUAAAGAGGCAACCAGAGAUUCACCUAUUUGCUGCCCGAUUUAGAGAACAUGGUGGGGAUAUUGUGGGUGCUCGUGCAUCUUAUAACCUUGUGCAUACUGAACUUUCUCCUGGUCUUCUAGAAGCAAUUAUCAAGCAUGCCAACAUGGAACAUCGUCUGGGGAAUCCAGAAGAAGCUUGUUCUUUGUAUGAGCAGACAAUUGCAAUUGAGAAAGGAAAAGAACAUUCACAGACCUUGCCACUUUUGCUCGCACAAUACUCUCGAUUUAUGUACCUGGUCUUGGGAAGGGUGGAAAAAGCAAGGGAGAUUCUAGAUGAAGCCCUUGAGAGCAAUCAGAUUUCGAAACCACUUUUAGAGGCUUUGAUUCACAUGGAGUCGAUUCAAUCACUUCCAAAACAAAUCAACCGCCUAGACUCAUUGGUGGAGAAGUUCAUAGCUCCAGGUCCCGAUAAUCCAAAUCCUGCAAGUUAUAUCGAAAGAGAAGAGUUAUCCAGCAUUUUCUUGGAGUUUCUAGAUCUGUUUGGGGACACACAAACCAUAAAAAAAGCGGAUAAUCGACACAGCAAGCUUUUUGUACAUCAUAAAAGUGCCACAGAGUCAAAGAAGCGACACAUGGAGGGAUAUUUAGUGUCAGAAAGAGCAAAACUUGCAAAAACAGGUGGUGGUUCACCUGGCACACACAACCAGUGGCCUGCAGGUUAUGGUGUCCAGCCUCAGGUUUGGUCACAAGCUCAAGGACAACAAUGGCCUGCAACAUAUACUCAACAGGCUGCUGCUUAUGGCACAUACAAUGCCUAUGGAAGCGGCUAUGCCCAACCCCAACCACAAGCCCCUGCUCCUACAUCUGUUCCACAAGCUGCUGCUUAUGCUACUUACCCCGCUUCAUACCCAGUCCAGCAGGCUGUCCCACAGCAAGUUUACACACAGCCUGGUGGUGCUGUGGCGGCAGCACCAGCACCAGCACCGGCGCAACAACCAACUGCUGCUGCACCUCAGUCAUACUACGGGACCCCCUACUAUUGAUAUUGACCCAGCAAGACUGUAUUUCUAUCAUAAAAGCAAUGGCAUUUUGGUCCAUUGUUAUCUUGUCUGUAAAAUCAACCUAAGGCUAAGAGAAUAGUAGUUUCUUCAAUAGGUGGGCCUCAGAGUAAUCCUUGAGUUUGAGUUUAAGGAAGGUAGAUUGUUUAGCAGAUAAUCGCGUAGCAGGGUAUAGUUGGUAUGUUAUUUGAAUAUGUAAUGUCGUUUUUUUUUAUUGAUAAAUGUUUUCCAUGAUC
This is a messenger RNA of Lactuca sativa (garden lettuce), 2848 nucleotides long. Its product is annotated as pre-mRNA-processing factor 39-1. Gene Ontology annotation, cellular component: U2-type prespliceosome; U1 snRNP; commitment complex. Gene Ontology annotation, molecular function: pre-mRNA 5'-splice site binding; protein binding. The record is from RefSeq and is a predicted model, not a curated record. Lineage: Eukaryota; Viridiplantae; Streptophyta; Magnoliopsida; Asterales; Asteraceae. Gene Ontology annotation, biological process: RNA processing; mRNA 5'-splice site recognition.